This is a messenger RNA of Oncorhynchus mykiss (rainbow trout), 6893 nucleotides long. NCBI's taxonomy places the organism in Eukaryota, Metazoa, Chordata, Actinopteri, Salmoniformes, Salmonidae. The record is from RefSeq and is a predicted model, not a curated record.
CAGACUGAGCUCUGCCCCGCCCCAGAAGCAGCGGGCUUGGUCAGGUGUUCCGAGAACCAACAACGGGCGUAAACUUUUCCCUUGGAACAUUAAUCGUAUUUCAUUUUACAGUCAAACAUAAAUCGAUAUCGAGCAUGCUUAGACGGAUACUUCAAAUGACUCCUGGGAAAGGAGGCUCCCAGAACUCUGAGUCAGACCAGCCCAGUGCAGACCUCAACAAUGACCAGACCUCCGAGGGAUUCAUCUGUCCCCAGUGCAUGAAGUCCCACAACUCCGCAGAGGAGCUGUUUAAGCACUAUGAACUGUACCACGAUUCAGGACACCAGCCCCCCAGCAUGGGCCCUGGCCGGGAAGACUUUAUUCUUCUCCGGCAAGAGUUGCAAGAAAUGCAGACCUCACUCAAGGAGGAGCGAUGGUUCUCUGGCGAGCUGAAGAAGGAGCUGGACAAAGUGCAAGGACACCUGAAGCAAGGUCAACAUAAUGACGGCCAGGCAGGCUCAGAGGAUUCUGCCCUGGCGGUUAAGCUGAACCAGGCGGAGACGGAGAAGUUCAACAUCAAGCAGAUGAAAGACCUGUUUGAGCAGAAGGCUGCCCAGCUGGCCACAGAGAUAGUGGACAUCAAGUCUCGUUAUGAUGAGGAAAAGAGCCUGAGGGAGGCUGCAGACCAGAGGCUGGCCAACCUGAUCCAGGAGCUGCAGAGAGAGAGGCAGGACAAGGACCGGCUACACACAGAACUGCUGCAGCGGCCGGGAGUUGACGACAUGGAGGUACUGCAGAAGGAGCUGAUCCAGGUGCAGACAUUGAUGGACAACAUGACACGCGAGAGGGAGGAGGAGUCUGCAUGCCUCAAGAGCCAAUACGAGCAGCUGCAGGCUGACCACACCACCUCAGAGAUCUGUAAACUGGAGAUGACCAUCUCUCAGCUGAAGGCAGAGCUAGAGAAGGGACCUCAGGAGGCAGCAGUGUACACCCAGCAGAUCCACCAACUACAGAGCUCUCUGAACAACCUGCAGCAACAGAGCCAGAUGCUUUCAGAAACGCUUGGGCGCAGGGAGAAGGAGUUCCAGGAGCUGGAGGACUGCCUGGGGGCUGAGCAGGCCUCCAAGAAGACAGCCCAGGACAGUCUGCACCAGACGGAGAUGGAGGUGCAAGAGCUCCAGGCCCGGGUGGCAGGGGCUGAAGCCAGCCUGCAGAGAGCCCAAGCAGAGCUGGGGGAGGAGGCUGGCAGGCUCCGGAGGGAGGUGGCUGAGCUGGAGGCCAAGCAUGGGGAGGUGAAGGCAGAGAGGAAGCAGCUGCAGCAGCAGAGGGAGGAGAGGGAGAGCCAGGGCCUGGUGCAGCAGAGUGAGAUCAACCAGCUGCAUGCUAAGCUCCUGGAGGCGGAGCGUCAGCUGGGGGAGGUGCAGGGCCGUCUGAAGGAGCAGAGGCAGCUCUCUGGGGAGAAACUGAAGGACCGUGAGCAGCAAACUGCCGACCUGCAGAUCAAACUGUCCCGCUCAGAGGAACAGUUGAAAGAGAACAGCAGUAAGAUGUUGGACGUGCAGCACCAGCUGGAGAAAGCUAAGCAGCAACACCAGGAGCUUCAGGGCCUGCAGCAGAACACCAACACCAAGCUCAGAGAGGCACAGAAUGACCUGGAGCAGGUGCUGCGUCAGAUCGGGGACAAGGACCAGAAGAUCCAGAACCUGGAGGCCCUGCUGCAGAAGACAAAGGACAGCGUGAGCCAGCUGGAGGCUGAGAGGGAGGACCUGGUGGCCAAGAUCCAGGCUGGGGAGGGAGAGACGGCCGUGCUCAACCAGCUGCAGGAGAAGAACCACACUCUACAGACGCAGGUCACACACUUGACAGACAAGCUGAAGAACCAAUCGGAGAGCCACAAGCAGGCUCAGGACAACCUCCACAAGCAGGUGCAGGAGCAGAAGAGCCUCCUCCGUGCGGCCCAGGACCGAGCCCAGACUGUGGAGACCUCUCUAGGGGAACUGAAUGCCCAGCUGACAGAGAGUAGGGAGAAGUUGGCCCAACUGGACACACAGUUGAAGUCUAAGACGGAGAUGCUGCUGUCGGCCGAGGCAGCCAAGGCAGCCCAGAGAGUAGACCUGGAGAACCACCUGGAGACAGCCCAGCAUGCACUGCAGGACAAGCAGCAGGAGCUGAAUAAGAGCCAGGCAUGUGUAGAGGAGCAGGGCCGGAGGCUGCAAGAGAGACAUGAGCAGUGUGGCCAGCUGGAGGCCAGUUUGAAGGAGGUCAAAGACAAACUACUGACCUCAGAACAGUGCAUAGAGCAACUGGGGGGACGGGCCAAGAAAGCGGAGGCGGAGGGGGUGGAGCUGAGGGCGGCCAGGGAGCAGACUCAGCAGGAAGUGCAGAAACUCCAGAAGCAGGGGUCAGAGGUCAAGGGAAAACUGAAGGAGCUGGGUCGCCUAUUAGAGACUGAGAAGGCCGGGGCUGCUGUGUUACAGGAGGAGCUGAAGAGAAAGACGGACUCCCUGAGCGACACGCGGCAGCAGCUGGAGCGCUGUGAGCAGGAGAAGACCUCCCUCCAGGCCAGCCUGGACAAGCUAGCCCAGGAGGGGCAGGUGCGGCAGGCCGAGCUGGACAGAAAAGCCCAGGGUUUGGCUGGAGACCUCCAGAAGGCCAUGCAGGAGAAGGAGGCCCAGUGGAAAGAGCUGGCAGCAGCCAACGACGGUCUGGCUAAAGCCUCCAAGGCCCUGAAGGAGAGCCAGAGCCAAUUGGACAAGGAGAGGAAGAGCAGCAAGAUAGUCUUGGAGGAGAAGGAGAAGUCCCAUGAGAUGGCCAGACAGGAGCUGCUGAAGGCCACAAAGGCCACCACCAAGGAGAUGGCAGAGGUCAAAGGGCAGCUGGAGAAUAUCAGAGAGGCAGAGAAAGGGUUGAAGAUGCAGCUGACUAUAUUAACAGAGCAGCACACUGAGACCCAGGAGGCCCUGAAAGAGAAAGAGAAGGGGGUGCAGCAGCUGCAGACACAGCUGAAGACAGCCCAGGGGUCCUUCAACCAGGAAAAUAAGAAACUGGAGAGCCAAGUGAGCGAGCUGCAAGGAGCACAUGCCAGGAAGGCUGAGGAGGAGGGUCGUCUGAAGGAGCAGGUGUCAGGCCUGGGCCAGGAGCUGAGUUUUGAGAGGACCAGAACAACUGAGCUGCAGAAGGCCCUAGAGCGGAGUCAGGAGGGUCUGGCCAAGAUGCAGUCUGACUACUACGGCAAGGAGUCAGAGGUGUCAUCUCUCAGACAGGACCUUGCGGCGUCUGAGGAGAGGCUGACCCUGUCCCAGGAGGAGUUGGCUGCUAACCGGACCCAGCUGACUGGUCUGGAGGGACAGGUCCAGGAAGUGGAGGCUGCCCGGACCUCCCUGAACCAGGAGCUUGCCAAACGGGACCAGAGGCUGGGCCAGCAGGAGACAGCCCUCAAAGAGCUGCAGAAAAAUCAGGGUGUGACCCAGGAGGAGCUGCAGAAGGAGAGGCGCAGAGUGAAGGAGCUGAACCAGACUAAGGCUGCCCUAGAGAAGGACACAACCAGACUGGGUUCUGAGCUGAAGGCACUCGGGGAGAGGAGUGAGAAGGAGUUGAAGGAGCUUGGGGAGGCCAAGCAGUUGUUGAUCCAGCAGAAGCUGGAGGUGCAGGGCCAUGUGGAGGAGGUGCAGGCAGCCCUGGAGCAGGAGAAAACCCUGCACCAGGUCACCAGGGACAGUGUUACCCAGAGAGAGGAGAAGUCUCGGGUGGAGGUCCAGGAGGUCCAGGCCCAGCUGGCGUCAGAACGUAAAGUCCGGGAGGAACAGGCGAAGCGGGGAGAGGAGGCAGAGGCGCGGCUGGGCCUGCAGGUGACGGCGCUCAACGAGAAUGUGGCCACGCUAAAGAGGGAGUGGCAGGGCAGCCAGCGGCGCUGUGGCGAACUGGAGAAACAGACUGAUGAACUGCGGGGUGAGAUCGCUGUGCUCGAGGCCACCGUGCAGAACAACCAGGACGAGAGGCGUGCACUUCUGGAGAGGUGUGUGAAGGGUGAGGGGGAGAUGGAGAAACUGCAGUCCAAAGUGGUGGAGAUGCGUAGAAAACUGGAUGAUACAACCGCUGCCAUGCAGGAGCUGGGCAGAGAAAACCAGUCACUACAGAUAAAGCAGUCACAGUCUCUUACCAGGAAGUGGGCGGAGGACCACGAGGUACAGAACUGCAUGGCCUGUGGGAAGGGCUUCUCUCUCGCCAUCAGGAAACACCACUGCAGACACUGUGGCAACAUCUUCUGUGCAGAGUGCUCUGCCAAGAACGCUCUCACACCCUCCUCCAAGAAGCCUGUGCGGGUGUGUGAGACGUGCUUCGAAGAUCUCCAGGGUUGACACCUCUCUCUCUCGGCCUCCUGGCCCCGCCAGUAACAGCAUGUCCCAUCGUUUCCUACGUGACCAUUCUUACAAACGGACUCAGAAAUCAACACCUGUCUCUCUGACUUCAUGGACCAUUGGAACCAAUCAGACCUACUGUGAAGAAGGGGCCACAGUCACUGAAUGGGCCAGCUCCAGUGGUCUUAGUAAGGGGGGUAGCUGGGGUCUCGGUCUCAAGAUGGGAAUAUGAUGGAAGAAGCACAGCAGACAAGCCAGAGCUAUGGGAUGGGAUGGGCCAAAUCUGUAUAGUGCCUUUGCCACUUAUGAUGCCGGCUGGUUGGUCAGAGAGUGGUAACGGAGAGAGCUCAACAGCACUAUCCAUCUUUACUCUACAUGUCUAGCUUGGAUGGCGGCCAUCUUGGUUUGGCAUCGUUAGCAUCUUUUAACGUUUAGGAAGACGAGGGGGUUGACUGUAAGUAUACGUUGGGUCUAGAAGGGUUGUGAAGGCAGGUGGAAGAAAGGGGUUAAAUCCCGAACAGGUUAAGUUGUUUUAACAAAAGGAUAUAGAGUUACGUUAAAGGGUUGAAAGCAGUGGUUCUGUUUGUUUUAGGAUAAGUAUUUUGUUAAUGACCAAAGAAUGUCCAUCUGGAGUAGUCCAAAUUUCCUGAGAUGGUAGGAUAUUAGGCAAAAUGGAAAGCUUGGAUUUUUCUUUACCUUAAUUUAAUCUCAAUUACUUUUUAAAUCUAGCUGAAAGCUUUGAGUUUUUUACUUUUAAAGUCCUACAUUUUUAUCAUAAAUUCAGACAUGCUUGAACAUGGCUGGCAUUUAUAAUGUACAUCAGAUUUUUUUUUGCAAUGCUGCUCAUUUUUCUACUAAACGUAAUGAAGACUUUGUUUUGCACCGUCGUUGAUCUCUUGCAAACAACUACUUGUGGUGGUGAUUUUUGUCAUUGAUUGCAGACGUGAUGUGAUCCACGUGGUUGCCUGUGGUGGUUUCUGUCGCCUGUAUCCCAUUCAACAUCAUGACUACUUACUGCAGGAGCUGUGUAUGCUCUGCUUUGAAGCAAUAACUGUCUGCGUGGAUCUUUGUGUGUGCGUGUGUGUGUGUGUGGUGUUUUAGAAAUGGUGUGUGUGUGUGUGUGUGUAGGGUGGCAGUGUUGUCUGUCUAUACAGCACCUCUACAGUGGUUUAACCUUUGGUCCGUGGACCAUCAGGGUACUGUGUUAUUUAAUUUUUAUUCUAUAUUUCUUUCUAUAAUAAUAGUUGGGAGUAUUAAAGGGGGACUGAACCUCCUGAUUUAGCCUCAGUUUCAGUUCUCCUCAUAAGGAAAUGCAACUGUGAAUAAGAUUUGUGUCUUGGAGGUGUGCUUUGAUGUGUCGUGUGUGUGUGUGUGUGUUCGAACGUGGGAAGCCUUUGUACUUUCACUAUGCCUAAACCGUACACACUUAUAGUCACUCACCCUUCUAGAUGACUUGAAACAGUCGAACCAGGUCUUAUGGCCUAGACUAGCUAGCAAGCUAGCCAACUUCUUCGCCAAUUAGCUUCAGCCGGCCGGUGUGCAACCAUGGAAAAGUUGGUUUGACUUUGGAUGGACCGUCAAUAAAUUACACAAUGUAAAUGGGACAAUAUUUUCAUGUUGCACAUCUUUUAGUUGUCUCAUAAGCUUUCAAUAUUUUUGUAUAUGAAUUUCUACAAUUUGAAAUUGGUUUUAGGUUAAUUGAAAUGUGGAAAUAUUUACUUUUUUUUUUUUUUUUACAUUGUUCCAUGUACAUUGUGCAAUUGACUGAUUUGCGGAUGGUGGGCCUUGAGCUUUUGGCAGUUAUUUAGUGGUCCCCGAAACAGAGAUGGUUGGGAACCGCUGCUCUAUAGAAUGCAUGGUGGCUGUUAAAACCUUCGCUCUACAACACUUGGACGUGUCAAUGUUGAUUUACGCUAACUGCAAACUCUUUACCACCAGUCAAAUAGAACUGAUAACACUGUAAAAAAUGUCCUCCUCAUUCAAGUAUUCUUAUUUUCUUUCUGACAAGCUCUUAAUACUGAUUGAACUGCAUUGUCUGGUCAAUCCGCAGUAUAUGAUUGUAUUAAGAUUUUGUGAGUGACUUGUUUGUGUGGAAUGGUUAGCUGUCUGGGUUCUGGUUUGCUGUCCGGCUAGCAAUCUGCCUGUGUCCGGCGAGCUGAACAUCCUUUACUCUCUCUACAGUCCUUCCUCCAGAGAAUAUAUAUGCCAUUUAGCAGACACUUUUCCAAAGCAACUUAACCAUUUGCGCACAUAUUUUACGUAUAUGGGUGGCCCUGGGAAUCGAACCCAUUGCCCUGGCGUUACAAGCGACAUGCUCUACUAACUGAGCUACAAAGGACCACCCAGAAGGUCAUUCUUAAACACAUGGCUUUGUACCAGAUCACUUUGAUCAAGUAGUCUCAUGUGUUAGUAUCCAUCUCUGCAUUACAUCGGUUUGGUAUCGUCUACCUCAGAUUGACACAGGUAUAUAAAUAGUACUAUGGUUAACCUGAAAGAUCACAAAAGUAUUCAUUCUCUGCUGGCCUGUCCAUACAGAUCAAGUUCCCCAGCUUGCGA